GUAGUUAGUUUUCGCCACUGCUUUAUGUGCCGAUGUGCGCACAACCCAUUUUUAUCAUUUUUUCGUCGUUCUCGCGCUCUUCUAGUACGCUCAUCUUAAGUUUUAAAACAAAUAAUCGCAAAUUUAUAUGAAAAUGCUGACGCUAAGUAGUCAGUUGUUGGCGAUACAUCAGUGUAAAGAGUUCUUGCUCAAUAAGGGCACAGCGGGUGUAGUAGCUACAAUACGAGCUGUAACAAACAUCAAGCCAAACGAGUAUAGUGUAAUAAGAAGACAUACGCACGUCGCUACCGCCAACAAUACUACGACGUUAUUGUCCUUCAAAAAUUACUUCCCAUCAAAGCUACGCACAAUACAAACAACGACAAAAAUGUCAAAUACAAGUGAUGAUAUAAAAAUACAUAACUACUAUAAUGUUGCAUUGGAAAUUGUUAUGAAAUGUGGUCCACUACUACGUGAAGGUUACGGCGUUGCUGAUGCAGAUUAUAAACAAAAAACAGCUGCUUACGACUUAGUAACUGUAUAUGAUAAAAAAGUAGAGGAUAUACUGGUUGAUGGUUUGCAAACAGCUUUUCCAGAAUCUAAAUUUAUCGGCGAAGAGAGUGCGUCGGAGAGCGGCAAACUACCUGAGUUGACUGAUGCACCCACAUGGAUUAUUGAUCCCAUAGAUGGCACCACCAAUUUCAUACACCGCAUACCACAUUGGUGCAUAUCAGUGGGUUUGGCCAUAAAUCGGGAAUUGGUGGUGGGUAUUGUAUAUAAUCCCAUUGCAAAUGAAAUGUAUUCGGCAUGGAAGGGUCACGGCGCAUAUUUGAAUGGUCAACGUAUUCAUGUGAGAAAAUGUACCGAAAUGAACGAUGCAGUUCUAGCUUUUGAAGUUUCAAUUAUUCACGCCGCAUCAGUUCGUGAUAAGUAUGUGAAGCGCCUCUCUAAACUCGCGGCUCAUAGCGCAGGCACACGUUGCAUGGGCAGUGCCGCAUUGACACUCUGCUACGUUGCAAGCGGCUGCUUUGAUUGCUACCAUGUUGAAGAUUUAAUGCCUUGGGAUAUAGCUGCUGGCGCAGUGAUAUUACGUGAAGCCGGUGGUUUGCUGUAUCAUAGCAAAGGAGGGGAAUUUAAUAUUAUGAAACCCGAUUUGACAGCCGCAACCUCGCCCGAACUAGUAAAAAUCAUGGUCGGUUUAAUUGAAGAGGCUGAUGCACUGGCUUUCACAUUUAAAUAAUUUCUUUGUUAUAAAACUGGUUCUAAUUUUUGCGAAACUUUUGUAUAGAGUGUUUUAAAAAUAAAAAUUAUAAAAAGAACUUACA
Bactrocera tryoni is the source of this 1304-nucleotide messenger RNA. Its product is annotated as inositol monophosphatase 2-like. The transcript is spliced from 3 exons. Lineage: Eukaryota; Metazoa; Arthropoda; Insecta; Diptera; Tephritidae. Gene Ontology annotation, biological process: phosphatidylinositol phosphate biosynthetic process; inositol metabolic process; signal transduction. Gene Ontology annotation, molecular function: inositol monophosphate 1-phosphatase activity. The coding region runs from base 128 to 1219 and encodes 363 amino acids. The record is from RefSeq and is a predicted model, not a curated record.